This is a messenger RNA of Camelina sativa (false flax), 723 nucleotides long. RefSeq names its product pentatricopeptide repeat-containing protein At1g02370, mitochondrial-like. The record is from RefSeq and is a predicted model, not a curated record. Gene Ontology annotation, molecular function: protein binding. Lineage: Eukaryota; Viridiplantae; Streptophyta; Magnoliopsida; Brassicales; Brassicaceae. Gene Ontology annotation, cellular component: mitochondrion.
ACUCUUGCAAGUGAAUGAUUAACUAACAGUUUGUGUGUGUGGCUUUCAUAUGUACUCUUUGCUUUCAAGUGGAUACCACUUCAUACAUGUUUUGCUCUGAAUUAAUUAUGUAUUUCUUCUUCUUCUGAUACUCCUCCAUUGACGACAGGAGACGAAGCUUUUUCUUCUUCUUCUUCUUCUUCUGCUGAGAAGGUGAAGUGUACAGGUAUUUGGGAGAAGCGUAGUAUUUUGGAGAAGCUGCGGUCUGUAAUGGGUGAGACCUUAGAUUUUAUCAUAAGGGAGAAAGAGAAGAAGGGUGUUUCCAUCACUCAGUCUCAGGCGGAUCUCGUUAGCGCGGCAGAGCAGCUUGACAAGGAAGGCAAACAUGAAUAUGCCCUAGAGAUCUUUCAGUGGAUGGAUAAAAAGAAGAUGAGUUUUUCUCCCUCGCAGCUUGCAGUUUUUCUUAAUAUCAUUGCUAAGACUAGAGGCUUAGAUGCUGCUGAAGCCUACUUCAAGAAAAUAGACCCAAAUAUCGACAGAAUGGACACUCGUUCCAAGAAUUGGCCUGCGUACGUGACUCUCCUCCUUUUGAAGCGUGAGUCAAAAAAAAAUCUGGCUAAGGCUAGCUGUUGGUCACCAUCGCAAUGACGUUUUAGUGAUAUGAUUAACUAUUCCUUUGGUUUCACUGUGUGUGUUGUGUGGCUUUCAUAUAUAUAUAUAUAUAUAUGUACUCUUUGCCUUCUU